AUGGAACAAGAAGAUAUAAGGCUUAAGAGGUUAGACUGUCUCCUGUGUGGGAAGGCGACUGGCACCUGUUCCACAGAGAUGGGAGACACUGAGCCCAUCUGCUCCCGAAGGGCCCAGUCUUCCUCAUCAACCUUCCCCAAUUCUCCUUUUCCCUCGUCCAGCACUGCCUCUGUCCUCCUUGAGGACACCACAGGAGAGGUAGCAGCUGCUGGAGUGUUUAGUGUUCCCAAGGGUCCCCACCAGAGUUCACUCAGGGCCAGUCAUUUCCAGGGGACCAUGGCUGCCACUCCAGAGAACCAUCCCUUGAAGGGCAGUGCCAGCAGCAGGCAAGAGAAAAGGCUCUAUGGUAGGGAGGAGCCAGCCCAAGCUGGGGCCUGCCUCCAGAAGGCAUUGGAUGACAAGAUAUCUGAUCUGGUGGGGUUCCUGCUCCUCAAGUACCGCACUAAGCAGCUGACCACGAAGGAAGCGAUGCUGAGAACCAUCCCCAACAAUGAUGAGGAGGACUUCUCUGUCAUCCUAAGCCAGGUUUCUGAGUGCAUGCAUUUGGUCUAUGGCAUUGAUGUGAAGGAAGUAGACCCACAAUCGCACAGCUAUGCCUUGGUCACUACCUUGGGCCUCACUUAUGAUGGCAUGGUGGGCCCUCAGCAAACCAUGCCCAAUACCGGCCUGCUGGUGAUGGUCCUGGGGGUCAUCCUUCUCGAGGAAGAUUGUGCCUCUGAGCAGGCUGUCUGGGAGCAAUUAAGUUUGAUGGGGGUUUAUCCAGGCAGGAAGCACUUUAUCUACGGGGAGCCCAGGAAACUCCUCACCAAUGUGUGGGUGCAGGAGCAGUAUCUGGAGUACCAGCAGGUACCCGGAAGUAUCCCUGCCCGCUUCCAGUUUCUCUGGGGCCCCAGGGCCCAUGCCGAAACCAGCAAGAUGGAUGUCCUGGAUUUUUUGAUCAAUGUCUAUAUUAGCGAACAAAAGUCCCUCCAGUGUAUAAAUUCCACCGCUACCCACUUUCACCAGUGCAUCGCCUACGGUCUCAGAGCGAAGAGCCAGUUUGACCAGGGCAUCACCUACAUCCCCACGAACAGCAAAGCUUCUUCACAGAUGAAGAACUUGAGGCUCAUAUGUUGCUGCAAAAGCAAUGUUGUCAUGGGCAUUUCUACGGGCCCCAAGCUUCCAUAUUGUGAAGAUUAUGACCCGGGAGAGGAAGGACGCAUGGAUGCAGGAGUUGGUAGUGAGAUGGACGCAACCUGA
Sorex araneus (European shrew) is the source of this 1239-nucleotide messenger RNA. Its product is annotated as melanoma-associated antigen 4-like. Gene Ontology annotation, biological process: negative regulation of transcription by RNA polymerase II. Gene Ontology annotation, cellular component: nucleus. NCBI's taxonomy places the organism in Eukaryota, Metazoa, Chordata, Mammalia, Eulipotyphla, Soricidae. The record is from RefSeq and is a predicted model, not a curated record. The coding region runs from base 1 to 1239 and encodes 412 amino acids. The transcript is spliced from 5 exons.